This is a messenger RNA of Pomacea canaliculata, 1716 nucleotides long. RefSeq lists its product as uncharacterized. The record is from RefSeq and is a predicted model, not a curated record. The transcript has 6 exons. The coding region runs from base 77 to 766 and encodes 229 amino acids. Lineage: Eukaryota; Metazoa; Mollusca; Gastropoda; Architaenioglossa; Ampullariidae. Gene Ontology annotation, molecular function: RNA binding.
AAGCUCUGAUCGACCGCAGACGACAGUCGCUGCCUCUUAUAGACUUGGUCCUGCUGAGGGGAGACCACUGUCAGCCAUGUCUGGUCCCCCGCCGUCUGCUUCACAACAGGGACAAUGCUGGAAAGGAGGCCCUGGAGGCAGGCCUGACGAGAGGGGGGGACAGGGGGGUCUGGUGUACCCGGGCCCGCGGCUGUCAAGGGGGCCCGGCCUUGUACAAGGGGCCCGGAGAGGUUGUCUGUCCCGGGGCCCGGGCUGGCUCUCGGCGGCCCUGCCUGGAGGAGAAAGUUCUAGAGGCGGCGGAGGAGUCGAAGUUUACCUACACGCCGUGACCGACAAACAGGCUGCACUACUUCAGAAUACAGAAAACAUACGUCUACUUGACGAGGUGAGCAAACAGUCAGGCGCUGACGUAGACUUUGAUGUCAACUCGUCACCUGUACUCGGUAGGAAGGUUGUCACCAUACGUGGUGUUCCAUCUCAGAUCGACGAAGCAGUCAAGCUCAUCAAUAAAAAGUUAACAUUAUCAGAACAAGCCCAGACAUUCUGGUUACAAUGGGUUGAGGCCGCGUUCCCUGAUCUCGACUCUGACGCCUACUUCCUGCCUCCUGUCUACUUCAACCGCGUGCCGAUGACCAGAGAGUCCAUUGCUGGUGAGAGUAUUGUGGUCCUUCAGCCAGCACCUGGAAAGGCCGGUCAGUCCAGCAAACAAGCGAUGACUCCACCUGCUGCUGGUCAGUCCUCAACCUACUCGAGUUCAGGACAGUGAUACCAGAGACGAUGCCGCCAUGAAUCGGGUUCUCAUGUGUCUGCAGACAAUGUCUAAACAGAAGAAAGAAGUUUUGGUAGGACUUAGUCAGCUGAAGUUCGGACAGUACUUGAGUGAACCUUGUUACUCAGCCGCAGUUGCCCAGUUACCUGUCGCCCUCAGUCUUCCGUCGUGUCAUCCCCGAAACUGGAAACAAGGAGACUUUGAUGUACUUCUUCUUCACCGAGAUUUUGGUUUGGUCGUACUUGAGGUGAAGACAUUUGGUGACAACCUACAGGCACUGAAAAUGUCACAGCAGGAAAUAGAUAAUAAUAUAAAACGAAAGCUUAAAGAGGCCGUGUCACAGCUGGACAAGGCGGAGGCCAUGUUGUCUCACCUGGUGUCCGACAUCGCUCCCGGUCUGCGCAUCACUAAGACCAUCGCUUUCCCCAGCCUCACGGCUCGUCAACUUCAACAGGCCAUCUCCGGCGACACCCACAUAGCUCAAGUAAAAACUGUUUCACAUCAUGAAAUUAAAAUAUUGUGUACAUUUCACUUUUUUACAGAACAAUUAAAUACAGGGUUUUUUUUACUCGUAAGCGACUUACGUUCAGAAGUAGCCCAAAUGAGUUUGUGAAGUAAUCUUAUAUGGCCACAUCUCUGUCUCACAUACUUUAACAAUUAUCUCCCUUGAAGACAAUCUAUUGUCAUGCACUGGUUGACCCCUUCUGUGGUCAGCGCUGCUGGGAAAGGCGCUCCACUGUAGCGGUGGAGUAGUAGCUAUCCCCGAGUGUCAGAGACAAGCGUUUCUACCUUUAGUGAUGCAAAGAAUACGCUCUUUCGAUCACGUGGUUGUGUUACAGGAUCUGUGUCGGUGUCUGGGAACAACAGACCCCGCCGACAUCCCAGGUCUGUGUCUGUGCUGUGAUCAGCUGUCUGACCCCAAGACACCGUGUGACGUCAGUAGUCAC